This is a messenger RNA of Paramacrobiotus metropolitanus, 1007 nucleotides long. RefSeq names its product aprataxin-like. Lineage: Eukaryota; Metazoa; Tardigrada; Eutardigrada; Parachela; Macrobiotidae. The record is from RefSeq and is a predicted model, not a curated record. Gene Ontology annotation, biological process: single strand break repair; double-strand break repair. The transcript has a single exon. Gene Ontology annotation, cellular component: nucleus. The coding region runs from base 52 to 774 and encodes 240 amino acids. Gene Ontology annotation, molecular function: double-stranded RNA binding; single-strand break-containing DNA binding; single-stranded DNA binding.
UCUGACAGUCUGACCGCAAAAAUUGGGAGGGAUAAUUUUGAUUUUUGCCGAAUGUUGGUUGCGUUUCUCAUUUCCAACCGAACUACUCGAGACAUUUACCGAACAAUGAGCAAAAAGCGGCCAGCUGGUGGAGAGAAUGAUAAGCUACCGAAGCGUGCGGCUUCGGGAUGGAUGAUGUCGCUGAUAUCCGCCAUCCAAGAUCCGCGGCUGCACAUCUACUCGGACAGCCAAGUGGUCGUCAUCCGUGACAAAUUUCCGAAAUCCCGGCACCACUACCUGAUGCUACCGCGAUGUGCCAUCGACACACUGACAGACCUCACAUCCGCUCACAUUCCUUUAGUAGAGCACAUGAUUGAGCAAGGAAAGCAGUUUACUGCGGGACACAUUACGCCGCGCACACGGAAUUCCGUUCGAUGUGGCUUCCACAUGAUACCCAGCGUCAAGCAGCUGCACAUGCACAUUAUCAGUCAGGAUUUUGACAGUGAAUGCCUGAAACACAAAAAGCACUGGAACAGUUUCGCCAGUGAAUUUUUUAUGGAGGCGGACACCGUUCUGGGCAUGCUGAAAGGCGAAGAAAAGAUUUUGGUGGAUAAGAACAGAGGCGAACAGCUGUUGAAACUGGAUCUGAAGUGCCAUGUUUGCCACGUGAAGUUACCCACUAUUCCGAAACUGAAGGACCAUAUCCGAACGCAUGACAAGGACCGAGGAGCGGACGGAAAACUUCAGGAAAAAAAGAUUGAAAUCCUGACUUUGGAUACAGAACGUGUUGCUUAACGGUACUUACUGCAUAUUUAAAUGAUAUUUUCUUGUGUGUUGGGCUGUUGGUUUUACGAACAUUAUAAGAACGUCUACACAUCGGCGUCUUUCGUUAUAUGACGAGUGAGAAUCUGUGAGGUGUGUGAUAACAAACCGUUCCACGGUUACUGAAUUGCUGAGUUACCAAAGUUCGCUGUAUCAUAGAAUGGUUCGUCCAUUGUGCACAGCCAGAAAUACGAAAUUAAAACGAA